Molecule: messenger RNA, 451 nt
Organism: Ostrea edulis (European flat oyster)
Lineage: Eukaryota; Metazoa; Mollusca; Bivalvia; Ostreida; Ostreidae
Product: serine protease inhibitor Cvsi-2-like
Exons: 3
Coding region: 159-416 (85 amino acids)
Source: RefSeq, a predicted model, not a curated record
UGGCCAAGAUUCCCAUUACAGAAAACAGACGGUCGUUUGGUAAUUGUUCGCAUGGUGAGUCCUCACGCUCUUGUCCCCACAUAAGAUAACGCGUACCAUUGGAGCACUAUUUAAAGGAUCAUGUAAGGACAUCUAUCAGUUGGAAUCAGCAAACUAAAAUGAAAACUGUAGUUCUGCUUGCCUGUCUCAUUGGCUACGCCCUCUCGGAGACUUGCACCAGCUCACAUAGUGAGUGUAAACACACAUCAUGUGAUUCCACGUCAGAACUGCACUGUGUGGACGGAUUGUGUACCUGCACAACAGCCACAAGCAUGGCAUGUAGGACACUUCAGGACUGCCAAUCCAUUACUGACUGGGAUUGUCAGCAAAGCAGACGACAUUGCAUUGACAAUGUGUGCAGAUGUUCACGAUUUUAACUCAGUGCACUAUUAAAUAUUGUAACCAACUGCAA